GAAAGAAUGAGGGAGAAAGAGAGGGACUGGCUCGGGGUCAGAAGUCAGGCAGCCAUCAGCCAGACCUGGAGACAGUAGGAAAGUAAGAUACAGAAAGAAUAAAAGGUAAAAAGCCACGAGGCAAAAGGUAGACAAACAGAAACUAGUUAAGUUAAAAGAGAUAGCCAGAAACGAGCCUAAGGUGCUUGUUUUGUGGUACUGGAGAUGGAUCCCUGGGUCUUCUGUACACAAGAGAAAGUCUCUACCACCUGAACCCCCCCGUUAAGGGUUUAAAUAAAUAUAUGAAACAUAUGAAAAACUCCAGCCCAUAAGACAAUUACAACCAACUUAAAGAGAGCGGUGAAUUUGAAUGGACGUUUCUCCAAAGAAGAUGUGCAAUGUUCAGCAAGCAGCUGGAAAGUUGCCGGAUCUGAUUUGUAAUUAGAUUACUAGAGAAUAAAAGGUGUGGAGAGCAAGGGGAAAGAUGGCGAGAGGAUGGUCAAGUUGUUAGGAGGGUCAAGUUGCAAAUGCAGUCUUGAAAGGCACCGAACCUCAGUCCCUGCUCACAAGCCCCACCCAGCUCAUAAGUCUCCUUUUUCCCCUUUCCGUUUAACUCUGAAAAUCUUUCCCGCGACGCUUCUUCCCAAGGGGUCCGCCUCUUUCUUGCUCCGCAGGGAGCCUAGCAUUGACCUUGGCAAGUCAAAAGGCACCACAGCGACCUGUUAUGGAAGAGCCACAAGUUUCUCUUGCCAGAGAUAAGGAGAAUGACUCCCUUUCUAGCAAGCAAGAACUUUCUUCAAACCGCUGACGGAAUGGGGGCUUUUGUCUAAAUGCCAGAUCUUGAGAGAAAGACUUUCUUGGGCGACCGGACACGUCGGGACUAAAUAAACUCAACCGUGCUUCCUGUUUAGACCAGACUUCUUAGCCCUGAGAUUCUCAGCAGGAGCAGGGACUGCUUUUCCUUUGGGUGAGCGACAAGUCUCGGGCCGCGAAGGCUUCUGGGAAAUGUAGUCCGGAUCAAGAAAGCGGCGGACCCGUUCGGAUUCUUCUCAGUUGCAAGCAGCAGACCCGGGCUGUGAAAACCAGGCGGGAGAGAAGCCGCUGCUCCAAAGACGCUGGGCCGUCUUGGCCGGUGCAGGCCUAAGCCGAUCCCCCUGCUGGAGCGGGGCGCCCUCACCUGGGCACUCUCCGGGUUCGCUCACCGGAGGCCAGACCCACCCGGCGAGCCGCGGGGCCCUCUGGGAAGUGCUACCCAGCUUCUAACGGACCCAGCUUUCAUUUCCAGAGUUCUUCCUCUGCUGAAAAUCCUUUAGAAACUGAAAAUUGAUUGAAUGUUGGACACCUAUCAGUCACAGUUUUUGGUGCUUGGGAUCUAGUAGUGAAGAGAAGAACCAGCCCCUCAGCUACUAUGAUACUCACAUCACUGUGGACCAGAUAAUAAACAAAUCAGCUGAAGAAGACCCGGCCUGACCCAGCUGAGAGACUGGAAAGAGGUGUUAGGGGUUUGAAGAGAAAGCAAAGCAAAGCAAAACAAACCCAGAUCAGCACUGAAGCCAGCAGGAGUGAUGUGAAAGAGAACAAGGAGGCCUUGCGUUAAACUCAGCCUGCUCAAGUCGCCCCCAAAGAAGAGGAAAUGACAGAGUCCGAGGGAACCGUGACAUUCAAAGACGUGGCUAUAGAUUUCACAGCAGAAGAAUGGGAGCGAUUGGACCCUACUCAGAGGAGCCUGUACCGGAGCGUGAUGCUAGAGAACUACAGCAACCUUGUCACAGUGGGCUCUCCACUCACCAAACCUGAGGUGAUUUUCAAGUUGGAACAAGAGGAAGAACCAUGUGUGGUGGAGAAAGAAGUGUUAAAGAGAUACUGUCCAGGAGAAAUUUGGGAAGUUGAUGAGCACCAGAAAACCCAGAACAAACUCUUGAGACAAGUUUUCAAGGAAACAGUGACUGAUGAAGCCAGUGAAUGUCCUAAGAAAUUUGCAAAUACAUUUUCUCCAAAUGCAGAUUCCAUUCCUUCCAGACACAAUCUCUGUGAACAUGACUGCUUUGGAAAGUGUUUAGAACAUAAUCUUGAUGAUCAUAAUAAUGCAAAAUGCCCAAUAACAGAGGAACACUUUGAAUAUGAUGAUGCUAUGAAAUCAUUCAAUAAUAGCUCACCCUAUUUUGUAGUGACCCCCUUUAAGUGUAACCAUUGUGGAAAAGGCUUUAGUCAAACCUUGGACCUUAUUAGACACUUGAGAAUUCAUACUGGUGGGAAACUCUAUGAAUGCCACCAGUGUGGAAAAGGAUUUACCCUCAAGGAAAAACUUAUUAAUCAUCAUAAACUUCAUAGUAGGGAACAGUGUUAUGAGUGUAAUGAAUGUGGGAAAACUUUCAUUAAAAUGUCAAAUCUCAUUAGACAUCAAAGAAUUCAUACUGGAGAGAAACCGUAUACAUGCAAGGAAUGUGGGAAAUCCUUCAGCCAGAAAUCUAAUCUCAUUGAUCAUGAAAAAAUUCAUACUGGUGAGAAACCCUAUGAAUGUAAUGAAUGUGAAAAAUCCUUCAGCCAGAAACAAAGCCUCAUUGCACAUCAAAAAGUUCACACUGGGGAGAAACCGUAUGCAUGCAAUGAAUGUGGUAAAGCCUUCCCUCGAAUUGCUUCCCUUGCUCUUCAUAUGAGAAGUCAUACAGGAGAAAAACCUUAUAAAUGUGAUAAAUGUGGAAAAGCCUUUUCUCAGUUUUCCAUGCUUAUUAUACAUGUAAGAAUCCAUACAGGUGAGAAGCCCUACGAAUGCAAUGAGUGUGGAAAAGCCUUCUCUCAAAGCUCAGCACUCACUGUGCAUAUUAGAAGUCACACAGGUGAAAAACCCUAUGAAUGUAAGGAAUGUAGAAAAUCCUUCAGCCAUAAGAAAAACUUCAUUACACACCAGAAAAUUCACACUAGAGAGAAACCUUAUGGAUGUAAUGAAUGUGGAAAAGCUUUUAUUCAGAUGUCAAAUCUUGUUAGGCACCAGAGAAUUCAUACCGGAGAAAAACCUUAUAUAUGUAAGGAAUGUGGCAAAGCUUUUAGCCAGAAAUCAAAUCUCAUUGCUCAUGAAAAAAUUCAUUCUGGAGAGAAACCCUAUGAAUGUAAUGAGUGUGGGAAAGCCUUCAGCCAGAAACAAAACUUUAUUACACAUCAGAAAGUUCAUACUGGAGAGAAACCUUAUGAUUGCAAUAAAUGUGGUAAAGCCUUUUCUCAGAUUGCAUCCCUUACUCUUCAUUUGAGAAGUCACACAGGAGAAAAGCCUUAUGAAUGUGAUAAGUGUGGGAAAGCCUUCUCUCAGUGCUCAUUACUUAAUUUACAUAUGAGGAGUCACACAGGUGAGAAACCUUACGUAUGUAAUGAAUGUGGGAAAGCCUUCUCUCAAAGAACUUCCCUUAUUGUGCAUAUGAGAGGCCAUACUGGUGAGAAACCCUAUGAAUGUAACAAGUGUGGAAAAGCCUUCUCCCAAAGCUCAUCCCUCACCAUCCACAUACGAGGUCACACAGGUGAGAAGCCCUUCGACUGCAGCAAAUGUGGAAAAGCCUUCUCUCAGAUCUCAUCUCUUACUCUUCAUAUGAGGAAACACACGGGAGAAAAGCCCUAUAACUGUAUUGAGUGUGGCAAAGCUUUCAGCCAAAAGUCACACCUUGUUAGACACCAGAGAAUCCACACUCACUAGAUAUUCCAUGAACACUGUGAGUGUAGGAACUGCCUUCCAAUGAAAUGAACACCUGAUAGUACACUACAUGAUCCAUUCUAGAGCAGAAAGCUAUGAGUACAGGAAAACCUUGUGAAGAACCCACAUAUUUAUUAGAGAAUUCUCAGUGAGACCACCAAUUGUAUGAGGAAACUGACUGAGGAACUGUGAAUAAACUGAUACCUAAAUCUCAUUUCAAUCUGAAAGUAUCUGCUGAGUAUCAACAUACUUGAGCUCCUUGUAUGAAGCAAGAUAAGAAGAUAAGCAAGAUAAGAAACAACUUUUGGAGGCAAUAUGAGACUAUGAAAAAGUAGGUUUUGUACAAGAAUGUGUCAAUAAGAAAACCUAAUAAUUGGGUGACAUGUCUACAAAGUUGCAAAACUUGCUGAUGGUUACAAAAGAAUACCUGAAAAAUCAAGUUAGGAAAUUAUAAAAAUACAAGUACUGUUCCAAUUUUCUACCUCUGUUAUACUUCCACUCAAAAUUUACACAUCGGUUGUUAUGAAAUUCGUAAACUGGUUUCAGAGUAACACAGCAAGGGUAAGGACGAAAAAUAAGAACCAAACUUUUUUUUGACAAAACAAGUAGGGAAGAUGCUCACUCCUAGAUAUCAUUACAUUAUUUAAAGUUUUCCUCAUUUAAAUUCUUUUGAGUGAAUAAGCAAACUAUUGGAAAUAAAUUAAGGAUUAGCAUAGAAAUUCAAGACUUGGCCAUUUCAUGUGUGGGUAAUGCUACUGAAAUCAUUGGAAUGAGUCUAGCCUAUUCAAUAUGUAUAAAAUUUAUAUGACCCAAACAUGUUACCCCCUCAACCAUACAAAUAUGACUCAGCUCAUAGGGUGCUUGCUGCCAAGCCUGACCCCUGACUUUGAUCCCCAGAAUCCACAUGGUAGAAGGAGAGAACUGACUCCCAUAGUUGUCUCAUGACCUCUAAUGGCAUACCAUGUCAUGCAUGUCCACACACAUACAUACACACACAGACACACAUACACACAAAUAAUCCAAAUAGAUAAAAUCCGAAAACUAUGAUAGAAAUUAAGCAGAAUAUGUCACUUUAGAUUAAGAGUAUUAAAAAUAACCCCACAAAGAUGGAAUAGUCUAUUUUCUUUUAGUGUGUAACCCAUGUAUGUAUGCAAAGAGAAAUGUAUCAGUAUGUUCCCAGAGUCAUGGUUUGUUUUGCUCUGAAUUGUAACAUUUCCAUCAGCAAAUAGAUCGGUAUGUUUAUUUCUAUGAUAGGAUACUAUGCUGUAAAAUAUACAAAAUUCACAUGUGAUUACAUGGAUAGGCCACAAUAUUUUGAGAGGAAAGAGUAAAAUACACAAUAAAUAAUGGUAUAAUAUUUAUAACUUAAUAAACUAGUUCAAAGAACAGUAAGGAUAUUAUUCAUGAUCCAUUUAUGGUAUUAGUUGCCUUUGAGGAUGUAGAAGGGUUUUGCGGGAGUUGUUACAUUGAUCUGUAAUACUUCUUUAAUAAAAGGAUGAAAGCGAA
Molecule: messenger RNA, 5164 nt
Organism: Myodes glareolus (Bank vole)
Lineage: Eukaryota; Metazoa; Chordata; Mammalia; Rodentia; Cricetidae
Source: RefSeq, a predicted model, not a curated record